AUAGAGCGUUGCCAGUGUCCUGAGUCCCAGCCAAAGAGACGCAUUCAUCCUCAAAACCGCUCCCCCGCCCAAGGUUUCUCAGUCCCUGUUUCACGAGAAACACAGUGGCGAGCACCACGUACUUCUCCAAAGGACGUCUAAGACUGGCUGUUUGUUCUGAGCUGUAGCACCGGGAAAGAAGACUUCACCGCUGGCCCCAGACUCGACUUCCGGUCAGGCAGUUGCGGCGGAACCGCCGCGGUCACCGCUGGAGCUCGCCUGGCUGCCGAGAGCCGUCGAGUCAGCGUGGCUCGCGGACCACGGCCGUCCUUCACCAAGCGGCUCCACCGCCACAGCGCCCACCAGCAGCAGCCAGCUGCCGGCUGUUCCCGAAACGGCCCUUCCCUGUGCCCAAGUCAAGUCAAGCCUCUUUCGCCGGCCGCUUGGCUCAGUUUCAAUACAGUCUUAGAGAGUAAAGAUAAAAGAGUCAUCAUGAAAAAGAUCUCAAAGAGAAGAGAAGAAAUUUUUAGAAAGAUGUCAGAAGCCGCAUGCAGCCCCAAUACUGAAGAAAUAACAGACAGGCGUCUGCCAAAAGAAGAAAAUCGAAACAUAACAGAGACACUGAGAGGCAAAGUUAGAGAAAAACUAAAAAACGCUAAGAUCAGUCAAGGUGAAAAGUCUUCAGUUGAGCUGCUCACUGACACAAAGAUUCAUAGAUGGUCUAAGACUGAAUUCAUGCUGGAUGAAGGUCUUUCAUUUUUCAUCGUGAGUGGGGAAGAAGACUCAGCCAUGAGCUGGUCUUCACAGCAGAAAACAGUAAACGAUAGUUACUUCAAACACUCUGCAUUUGGUGGCAGUUUACAAAAUGUUGCUGAAAACCAAGAUGAGGAUUUUAUGGAAGAAGUAAUUUUAACAGAUUUAUUUGAAGUGAAAGCUGCAGAAUAUGAAGAUGAUCAAGAACAGAUUAAAAAACAGGAGGCAAAUAUUUUUGUGCCAAGUAGUUCUCCAGUGGCCAGCCAGCGUAAACUGCCAAAAGGCAUGAUGCCUCGCAUUUUAGAAGAUGAAGGAUUAUACAUUAAGAGAAAGCCAGCGACAUAUAAAAAGAUGUGCAACAAAAUGGAAAAUCGCCUGCUUAGCCUCCAGGAGGGAAAACGUUGGUUUGAAGAAAGUGGAGAAAUAAUGUCACUACCUUCACCUAUUAGACAGUCUUGGAAUUUUAGGCUCAGCACAAGCAAGGAAUCUGUGAACCCAGCACUAAUGACCAUACACAGAAAGGCAGUGAAGUCUGACCUGGGAUGCUGUUUCCGGAGCAGAAUGGACGGCCACAGGGAAAUGUACCAGUUAGAUCUUAACAUCGUGGGCUUGCAGUUCAGCCAUCACCCGCUCUUCAAUCAAGAACAAGUCCUGUGUGCCAGACUGCUCCAGCUCUGCGAGUCUCUCCAGGAAAGGCAGAAGCAGAGUUUAUCCCAGCUGCUCUAUGAGAAGCUAAAAGCACUGACAGAUGCUACCAAGCUAGCAAGCAAAAAUACAGAAAUAAACCAGUUAACCGGAAAAUCAUUAAAAGAUUAUUAUUGGCAGAUAAGCAACACAAAGCAGCUAUAUGAUACAGAAAGGGAAAAGGACCUCUGCCUGCUGCACAGUGUUUUACAGACUUGGAAACAGAUGAAAUCUCUCCGGCAAAAGCAAGGAUUUACAAGCACCCCAGUAAAACUGCAGUUCCAUAGGAUAAAAAUGAACACAUGGGAUGAGCAGAACCAAGCGGCGCUGUCAGAAGUACCUGGGGAAAAGAGUAAAGAGACGCCUUUUCAGAAUGAAGACACAGAGGAGACCCUCUCUGAUUCAGCUUCAGACCUUGAAGGAAUGGAGAUAGAGAGAACAAAGCCAGUCGCUCUGGUGCCACAACUCUCUUUCACAGCAGAAUUGACGCACUUAGCCAAGUGUUCCUUAUAUGAGCAAAAGAGGAGAGCCAAAAUCCAGAAGCUUAGAUAUUUUAUCAAAAUAUUUUACAAUGGCAAACAGGUUUCCUGCACUUCAGUAUCUCCCCUACAAUUUGAUUUUAAAGUCAUGUUUCAACAAAUUUUUAACAUUCAGCUAAUAUACUGGCCCGAAACAAUUUGCUUGGAGGUCUACGAAGUAAAUAAAAGGACAAACUUACUGGUCAAACUAUAUCUGCCUUUACCUAACAAGACAGAGCUGAAAGGCAAGACUGUCCUGGAAUAUACAGAAUUUAGUUCUGAUAAACUGGUCCUACCUAUGGAUGGAGGCGUAGGAAGCAAUGUGCCUUUUAAUCUCGAGGGAGGUGAGAAUGAAGAAGUUUGCCUUUUAACCUCAGGAAAACUUAGCUAUUCCCUCUCAUGGGCUUUAGAUGAAAAUGGAAUCCCGCUGACACCUGUGUCACAGUCGCUGAGAUCCGCUUACUCUAGUGUGCUUAGGAAUGUUGAUGCGAGAAGUGUUCCUGGACUCCCGUGGAUCGUGAAUUCACAAAAGCUUUGUGACUGGGCAGAUGACAUCAGGAUUGAUCCAAAUAACCCAGAGUAUUCAGAUAUAACAGAACUUAUUAUGUACUUGAGACACAAAGGACAGGAAAUUCCAAAAUAUUUCCGUCUCGAGCAGUUGCAAGAUGAAUUUAACUUUGUGUCUGAGGAAGAAAUGAAAAGGAGCAAACGCUUCCAGCUGCUGCAGCUGAGAAAUGCAGGCCAGCUAGAUCUCUUCCUCCUGCAGCAGAUGCCCCUCUAUGACAGAGAGAUUCCAGACAUAGUCUUCCAGGAGUAUGAAAGUCAGGCGCAGAGGGAUAUCUCCAUUUCAGAUGUGAACUCCAUUACUGCGCAAAGGAUUAAUUCUGUCAAAUUUCUGAGAAAGAUGAGAAGGUUGAUAAUGAAAAAAAUCAUCAAAAUCAGCAAAUUUAACUUGUCAGAUAUUGUGGCUGACUACGAAGAAAUUGUAUCUACAAGCCAGUUGACAGAUGUGAUUUGUAAGUUCAUUGAACCACGAAGGAAGUUAAAACCCCAGAGGAAAGAAAGAAGAAAAGUCACGGUACAGAGCAUCUCUGAUGGAGACAUCAAGAUUCUUGUCAGGAUCCUGAGGGCCUAUAACAUUCCUACCAGAAAAACGGUGUCUUAUAGAACUUUGAGUAUGCCUACUUACCUGAAGUCAUCCAUGUCUCGCCUCAGACACCAAAAAGCAACCAAAUUCGUAGCUUCGAAUGACAUCUUAAAUGAGGAUACUGUGCACCCUUUCAUAGAAGUUUCUUUUCAACACACUGUAUAUCAAACCAACACUGCAAACGGAUCUCACCCAUGCUGGAAUGAAGAAAUCAAGGUAGAUUUCACCUCACCAGGACACGAUUACAGCUUCUCUAGUUUAUCUAAAAUAAAAGAUGACAUACACAUCAAUGUUUUUGAUGAAGUAGUGAUCGAAAAACAUGAGGAUCAUUGUCUCAAGAGCUGCAGUGCUCACUCGUACAUACAGAAGAACUGGCUGGGCUCCAUCAGCUUCCCUUUCUCGGCACUUCUACAACAGUCUGAGAUUAGCGGGACAUUUCAAGUGAACAUCCCACCCAUUUUGCUCGGGUACACCUGGAGUAACACCUACAUUCCUCCGAGAGAAGACUGCAGUGGGCAGAACGCAAAAGAGUGUACCUUUCUAAAUAUUUUUGCUACAAUCGAACCUCAGAUAUCAUAUGUCACAUACAAUAGGAAACUAGAUGAGUUUUCAGAUCAAAUAGACAUUUUGCAUCGAGCACAGACUUUUGCCAGGAAUUGUAAGGCAAUGUUUCCCAACCGAAGAGUCUUGACAACUGUUUUUAAUGGUGAAGGGAUGCAAAUCCUAGUCACAAGAUACAUCAAGGCACUGAAUCCACCCCAGCAACUUCUGGAUAUAUUUCUUCAUGACUCAAAUGCAACACUUGACCUCAUCGCCCGCUUUGUAUCUUUGAUUCCUUUUACGGCAGAAACACUAGAUGAAAAUGAUGGUUCUGACAUAUGGAUGACAUCAGAGUGCUGCAUCAGUUUGGCUAUUGGAAAUAAAGAAGAGCAUGCCAUACUUCUCUGUAAUUUCUUCCUGUACUUCGGAAAGAAGGCAUUGGUGAUCUUGGGGACCUCAGUACUAGAAGGGCAUGUGGCUUAUGUAUUAACGCAAGAAACGGGCGAGUGUUUGCUUUGGAAUCCAUCAACAGGGCAAUGUCAUAAGCAGUUUGACCCAUUUUGUCCCCUGCAAAGUGUGGACUGUUUGUUCAAUGAUAAAAAUGUCUGGUUUAAUAUUCAACUAAAUAAUACACCGAUGGCUGUGCAUUUUGACUAUUCAAAAGAAAGCUUCUGGAAACAGUUGCUUCCAAAAAACUUUCAGGGGAACAAAGCCCAGAGUGUGCAGCCUGAGGAAAUAGUCUAUUCUGACACCAAUAAAGGCAUGGUGGAAGAUCUGAAGAGCAGGAUAGAAAGAGCGCUUAAGUGUAAGAUGAUGGAAUGGCGGCCUAAACACCCAACACGCUGGAAUCGACAGUGCACUUCUGUUUUGCGACAAAUCCUCCCUAAACUAGAGUUUUACACAGGAAGUUUUGCUUCAUUUGAAGACAGUGAGUUGGAAAGGCUGCUACAGUUUUAUUGGGUCACAGGUUUUCCCAUCCAGAUGCCCUACACAGAUGUCCAGGCAGUCAUUGAUGCUGUGUACCAGACUGGAAUUCACUCUUCUGAAUUUCCCCAGACAGAAUUUGCUUUAGCUGUGUAUAUUCAUCCAUACCCAAACAACAUUUUAUCUGUGUGGGUCUAUUUGGCUUCCUUAGCUCGACAUCAGUGAAACAGAAAAAGGGACAAGGCAAAGAGUACUAUGCUCCCCUAGACCCAAGCUUUCCUGACACCUUGAGAUUUUGCUGCUUAUUUUCAAGUUCAUCGGUGCUGGGCAUGAUUUGGAUUCCUAUGUAGAGCUGGGAACUAUGGAGACCACAUCAGCACCUCUUCCCUAGCGUUUGAUGGAUGAUGAGUCUAGAUGACCUCCGUACCGACACCUCUUACCCCUUCUGGGAGACUCCUCGGGUAUUCUGGCUGCGUUGUGUACCACGGUCCACUUCAGGUCUCCUUCUGGAAAAGCACAAUUCCAGUGUGCUCCCUGAGGUGGUGUCGCCUCCAUCGGAGCCACCUGGGGAGUCUUAUUAAGAAAGACAAUUCCUAGAUCCACCCAAGACUCCCUGAAUCAGACAUUCUGAUAGGAGAGCAGCACUGUUCUCAGCGAGCUCCCGAGCAACUGUGAUUCCCCUGUUGAGUGACAACCCCCUUGCAGAGUAUCAUCAGUACUCAUGAGACACGGGGACAUUCGAUGCUAGUUCUGGUACAAUUCCAGGUGGAAACUCCUGAGGGAACCCUGAGGUCAUGUUCUAGUCUGAAAGCCAGCAGGCUCAAGAUGUAAAAAAGCCUGUUUAGAUUUAGUUUAAAGGCCGGAAAAGACCUAUGUCCCAGCUGAAAGAAAUUAAGCAGGAAGAAAUCCCUCCCACUCGGUUUCGGAAAAGCAGCCUUUUAAUUCUACUCAGACCUCCAUCUGACUAGAUGAGGACUACCUACAUUCAGAAGGGCAAUCAGGUUUACUCAGCUUACCAAGACACAUAUUCCCCAAUCCAGCCCUUCACAUGUACAUCCCGGAUUGUCUAAUCAGUGGGUACCCUGUGGCCCGGUCAGGUAGAUACAUAAUAACACUCUAUGUCAAUUGUAACCAGAAGUAAAAAUGUACAGACAAUUUUAAUUUUGGAGCACUCCCUAGCAAAUUACCUAUUAUAAAUAUCUGCAGAUUUUAGUCCCUAUUUUUGAGAAUAGCAUAAAGACUAUCCUGAAUAUUCUGCAUCAUAGUGGCUUAAAUAUGGUCUGGGAUCUUCCAUAUUAAGUUUAUUACAGGUGUGAUCUACCUUUCCUCAAUCAGUCCCUCUGCCAAGUGCCAAAUAAUGUAAAGAAGGAUGGCAGGCACCAUAGCAAGAAGACCGACCAGUGAACAGGCUUAUCCAAAUCUGAGUGGGGGAGAUGGCGUUGUAGACAGAGAGGCUUGGGUGUGAAUGUAGUUGCAGUAACUUAAAUACUUCGCAGAUGUAAACUUGUACCAAGGAAACAAAUCAAGAACAGCCUGGGGCUUCUGGCUCCUGGAAUUUUGUAUGUAAAAGAAUUCGAUGGAGCCCAAGAAGAAUCCUGAAUGCUCCAUUACAGUAUGUCCACGAGACUAGAACAUAGGACAAAAACAAGGUUCACAGUAUAAUACGAACAAGCUGCCAUUUAUCAUACAAAGUGAGCCAAGGGGUCACACUGAUGUGCUGUUAUAAAGACCUGUAUAUUCCUGGGAAGGUACAAGAAGGG
Meriones unguiculatus (Mongolian gerbil) is the source of this 6305-nucleotide messenger RNA. It is a transcript of the gene Cc2d2b, whose product is annotated as coiled-coil and C2 domain containing 2B. NCBI's taxonomy places the organism in Eukaryota, Metazoa, Chordata, Mammalia, Rodentia, Muridae. Bases 472 to 4770 code for a protein of 1432 amino acids. The record is from RefSeq and is a predicted model, not a curated record. The transcript has 35 exons. Gene Ontology annotation, cellular component: ciliary transition zone. Gene Ontology annotation, biological process: protein localization to ciliary transition zone; non-motile cilium assembly.